AUGAACGAAGAGUUUAUCAAUGAGCUAAAAACAAUGAUGAAUGACGUGAAGGAGAUUAUGUCCACAGUUAAGAGUACGGAUGCAAAGGUAGCGGACUUCACCGAGAGAAUGUCUAAGGUAGAAAAUGAUAAUAAAGAAAUUAAGAAAAAUUACGAAAAGCUACAGGAUCAGUUGAAUGAUCUUAAUCAGUAUAGUCGGAUAGAGAAUAUCAUAAUCAACGGCAUCCCUCAGAACGAAGACGAAAAUAUACGUGCAUUGGUCAUGUUAGUGGCUGAAAAAUUAAACGUUACUCUAUACGAAUACGACAUAUCAACUGCUCAUCGUUUGCCAUGUAAACCGGAUAAAACACCUGCUAUUAUCGCUCGCCUCAACAAUCGAGAUAAGAAAUCGGAGAUGAUUACAAAUUCACGUAUUUUAAGAAUUAACUGUAAAGACUUGAAUCUCGCAUCACCAGCUCCUAUUUUCGUGAACGAGCAUCUUACUUCAAGAAACAUGGCGAUUCAUCGACAAGCUCUACAUCUUAAGAAAUUAAAAAUCAUAACAAGAGUCCACGUGAAGGAAGGAAAAGUCUUGAUACAAGAAGAGGAUAAUGGAAUUUUCACGAGGAUAUCUCACCUUUCUCAGCUGAGCUUACUCGAACCUGAUAAGGAGGAGAAUGUUCAAUUAAAAUCAUCGUCUAGUGAAAAUGAUCAAGUGAAGCAGCGUUUACGAUCAAACUCCAAGCCAACACUGACACUAUCACAACUAAGUGGAAGACAUAAUAGAGGAGGAUCGAGGAGUAAAUCCAAAUCACGUACAGGCAGAUAG
Molecule: messenger RNA, 807 nt
Organism: Planococcus citri (citrus mealybug)
Lineage: Eukaryota; Metazoa; Arthropoda; Insecta; Hemiptera; Pseudococcidae
Exons: 1
Coding region: 1-807 (268 amino acids)
Biological process (GO): retrotransposition
Cellular component (GO): ribonucleoprotein complex
Molecular function (GO): single-stranded RNA binding
Source: RefSeq, a predicted model, not a curated record